This is a messenger RNA of Pleuronectes platessa (European plaice), 5121 nucleotides long. RefSeq names its product formin-binding protein 1 (gene fnbp1b). The coding region runs from base 116 to 1924 and encodes 602 amino acids. The record is from RefSeq and is a predicted model, not a curated record. The transcript has 17 exons. Gene Ontology annotation, biological process: endocytosis; signal transduction. NCBI's taxonomy places the organism in Eukaryota, Metazoa, Chordata, Actinopteri, Pleuronectiformes, Pleuronectidae. Gene Ontology annotation, molecular function: protein binding.
UACGAAAGCAAAUGCUGAUGUGACAGAGAACAUCUCAUAGUUUGCUCAGAGAAGCAGUCAAGACGAGCUUCGAGUGUCGUGCUCGAAGAACGAUUAGCUCAGGAAGAAUACAGACAUGGUAGAAGAAAGGAUGGGGGACUGUUGGAGCCACACCAAGGAUCAAUUUGACAACUUGGAGAAGCACACACAGUGGGGGAUCGAAUUUGUGGAGAAGUACACCAAAUUUGUCAAGGAGAGAUCAGAGAUCGAAACCAGCUAUGCAAAACAAAUUAGGAAUUUAUCAAAGAAGUAUCAACCCAAGAAGAACUCACGAGAAGAGGAUGAGAGCAAGUACACCUUCUGUCGAGCCUUCCUGACAACACUUAAUGAGUUAAAUGACUAUGCAGGUCAACACGAAGUCAUAUCGGAGAACUUAACAUCUCAAAUCAUCACCGAGCUGUCACGUUACCUGCAGGAGCUCAAGUCUGAGAGAAAAUCGCACUUCCACGAUGGGCGUAAGGCACAGCAGCACGUUGAGAGCUCAUGGAAACAGCUGGAAUCGUGUAAAAGACGGUUUGAGAGAGACUGCAAAGAGGCGGACAGAGCACAGCAGUACUUUGAGAGGAUGGAUGCUGACAUUAACGUGACUAAGGCUGACGUGGAAAAGGCACGACAGCAAGCUCAGAUGAGACACCAGAUGGCUGCUGACAGUAAGAGCGAGUACUCCUCCUAUCUGCAAAAGUUCAACCAGGAGCAGAAUGACCAUUACUACACAAUUAUCCCCAACAUAUUCCAGAAACUUCAAGACAUGGAGGAGAAAAGAAUCGAGCGGAUAGGAGUGUGCAUGAAGACGUUUGCAGACGUGGACCGCCAAGUGCUGCCAAUCGUGGGGAAAUGUUUAGACGGCAUGACGAAAUCAGCGGAGUCCAUCGAGCCCAAGACUGACUCUCAGCAGGUGGUGGAGUCCUUCAAGUCUGGAUUCGAGCCCCCUGGAGAAGUGGAGUUCGAGGACUACGGCCAGGCCAUGAAGAGGACGGCGUCCGAGACCAGCCUGUCCAACUCCAAGGAGGGCAAGGAGAGGCCUGCUGGCAAGAGCAAGGGCAAACUGUGGCCUUUCAUUAAGAACAAGAACAAGUCUCCCAAGCAGCACAAGGAGCCCCUCUCCCACCGCCUCAACGACUUCAUGGCCUCCAAACCCAAAAUGCACUGCCUCCGGAGCCUGAGGCGAGGGCUUUCUCUCAAGCUGGGUUCUGGACCAGAAGACUUCAGCCACCUGCCACCAGAGCAGAGAAGGAAGAAGCUCCAGGGAAAGAUUGAUGAGUUAAAUAAAGACAUUCAGAAAGAUAUGGAUCAGAGGGACGCUCUUACUAAGAUGAAAGACGUGUACGUGAAGAACCCUCAGAUGGGAGACCCCGCCAGCGUGGACCCCCGACUAUCAGAAAUAGGCCAGAGCAUCGAGAAGCUCCAGUCUGAAUUGCAGAAGUUCGAGGGCUGGUUAGCAGAGGUGGAGGAGAGGAUGCCAUCCAAGAGCGACACACACCGGAGAAGUGGGUUCUUCGAGACGCAGAACAACACGACAGUGAGCAACAACUGUGCGCAGGACAGAGAGAGCCCGGACGGCAGCUACACGGAGGAGCAGAAUUCAGAGACUCAGGUCAAGGUCAGCACCCACCCCGUCCCCACCACCAGCACGCCGGAGUUUGACGAUGAGUUUGACGACGAGGACACCUUGCCCACCAUCGGCACCUGUAAAGCCUUGUACCCCUUUGCAGGUCACAACGAGGGCACCAUCGCCGUGGCCGAGGGCGAGCUGUUGUACGUCAUAGAGGAGGACAAAGGAGACGGGUGGACGCGAGUGCGCAGGAACGAGGACGAGGAGGGAUACGUCCCCUCGUCCUACGUCGAGGUCUUUUUGGAAACAAAUGCCAAAGUUGCAGAUUCCUAAAAGUGGGGCUGGCUGAGGAAUGGCAGGGCAAGCACGCCUCGGAGAUACCACCACGUUCCUCACACGCUCAGAGUGAAAGACGACCUGAGUCUAAAGAGACGACCCAUAAUAUCACAUCUCAAUUUCCAAACUGUUAAAAAAAAUUCACUUUAUCAUCACUGUUGCGCUUCCUCUGCUAAUCUCUGCAAUGUGAAGCAAGGAUAUGAGAAUUUCAUCAAAAUUUAAGAGCUCAUAACCUGUACCUUCUUAUUAACACCCAUUCAGAAGUCCACAGAACACACCUUCUUUGUGUUGCUUUCAGCAAAGCUUCGCUUCUUAAUGUAACUAACUCCGCUUGCAUCACACGCAGUCAUGAAAUUUGGCUUUUGGCUUCCUCAGACUGAGCGUCGCCCCUCUUUUUCCUUACCUUUCCCCUGUUACACACAUGGCAGAGGGUGUGGUCAGAGAGAAGAUGGAGACCACCAGGAGCCUGCGGACAAAAAAACAGCGGGAGAACCCAUGACACCCCUCAUCUAGUAGUGUGUGUGUGGGGGGGGGGGGGGUCAUGAACUCCUCACUCACUCACUCAUUGACCUCAUAGAGAAUCAUCCAAGGAUCAUCCACCUUCUUAAGAGGCUGUAAAAACCUCAUUCACUUCCUCUUUACGCCUACUUCCUUCCCACUAAAGUCACUAAAGUCCACAUUUGCAGGUUUCACCCACCUGACAGGACGGGAAGUGAAGGUGCUGAUCAUUGGUUUCUGUGUCAUGUGCUUCUGGUUUGUUUGAGAGACCUGGAUGUUAUUUUUAACGGAAUUCCAAUUCAAGUAUUUUUCCAGUUCCAGUAUUUUUCAACCUAGGCCCCAUAUAUAUAUAUAUAUAUAUAUAUACAUAUAUAUAUGUGGCACUAUAUAUGUGGCACUUACAAAAACGUUGCCUCCACCAGCAGCUGUGACAGCAGUGGCUACAAUGUAAUCUUAUGGGGCAACUGCGACAGCAACUAAAAAUGUCUGGUAACAUUUUAGAUGUCGCUCAACGAGAAGUCCCCCUCUGACCUGUGCAGCAGCUCGUUGUCCCUCUCUUAAUUUGUGCUUCAGUUUGUAGGAGAUUUUCGUCCAUAUCCUCCAGCUCCAACUUUAACAGGACACUUUGUGGACUGACGCAGUUGCCCCAUAAGAUUACAUUUAACCCACUGUUGUCGAGUUACGGCUGCCGGCGGAGGUGAUCCUUUCUAAAACGUUUUUUUUAAGUUAAAUUGUUUAAAUUCCCCUGUAAGGUGUUGUGUGUCGUAAAUGUCCAGUUUACUCCACUCCCACAUUCCCAGGACCAGCUGGAGCGAAAAACGAAGUGAUGCAUGAUGUUGUCAUUCACCAUCACUCUCAUCAUCCACCGGUCUUCCUGUCUUGUCACUGGUGCUUGUUCUUCUCUCUGACCACACCACCCUAAUCACUUCCACGGCCCCUCCUCCCUCCUUAGGCGGCUCAGGCUUACCCUUGGCUGCUUUCAGCCCCAUUCCUCCCCUGCCCCUCACCCUCUUUUUUUUUAUUUGCAACAGCUCAGGGGCGUUGUGGUGUGCUGCAUGCUUGCCCUGUCGUCCUCCUCGCCCCCCUCUGCUGGUGGCCCGGAGGAGUUGGUGCUGGGCGUGUUUGGUCAAGCUUAUGCGCCCCCCCUCCCUCCCUCCAGCCUUUCUGUUCAGUUAACCCUCAUUGCCUGGUCGUACUGUUUGAAUAACCUUGAUGCUACUGUUUGGGUUCGGUGCCUGUGGUUUUUUAAAAUGUCUUUUCUGUUCUGGUUCAGAAAGCAUGUUUCCCCUGUUUGUUUGUUUUUUAACAGCGAGUGAGUGAUCACCUCGUCCACAGUUAAAUGUCAAAACUGCAAAAAGGACCUGGGUUGUCUUUCUUUUUCUGAAUGAUCUUAUGCAUAGAUAGUUCAUGAAAGUCUUGUGCAUUUGUUUUACAGUCCAGUAUGUAUGUAAAAAAUGUUUGUAAUGUAUGUUUUCGAUCGGAGUGUCUAACGCAAGUUGUUAGUUUACAGUUGAUCACCUUGUGCUUGGUCCAAGCAGCAGUCAACCCGAAAAAGAAGAAGUUAUGAUUGACACCUGAUGUGUUUUUAGGAUGGCCCGCCUACUGCCUAUUCUACUGUAUAUGAAAAUAUACUGUGAUUCAUCGUCCUGUGAACUUGUGACUGAAGUGUGACAGACAUCACCUGUUUCGGGGCUUUACACCCGUUUUAUGUUCGACCACUGCGAGAGAGAAUGAUGCAGGUGUUUCCUGUGAUGUGGCGAAAGGAUCAAGAUGUGAUUUAUCUCAAAAGUCUCGGGGGCAAAUUUCAAGACUUUUUAUUUUUAAACAAUCACGAGGAAUUAUGCCCACCCCUCCAACCCCCCUUCCUGCUCAACGGCACAUAAUGUAUGUGAUUUUUAAGAUUCCUGUUUUAUAAUUUGAAUGAUCUUAAGUUGAGAUUCUGCUUUCCUGGUUUUAUUUUAAGCUGGAAAUUAUUGUUGUAGCUUUUUUUUUCUCUCUGCCUGAAUGGGACUAAAAUCCCUUUUAACUGCAAAUAUAACUUAACUGUUGCGUUGCUUUUUUUUCUUCUUAUUUGGAUGAAGCCAUUUGCUGAAUAUUCAUCUGAUGCAGAAUAUUAUGAACACUUCCCGACAUCGACGAGUGAUGGACGCCAACAGUUUGGACUCUUGAUGGAAGGAAAGAUCAAAGCCCUGCUGAAGCUUAAAAAUUAAGAAUACCAUGUUCGCUUUUUUGCCACCCGUCUCAAAAAUGUCAAGAUAUCAAACACUUGCGUUGUAUUAGUUUUCUGAGUGACACAUGACAAUAUAAACCUUACGAGGUAAAGACCACCACUUCAACGGCAGCAAUAGUUUUAUAAUGUCUGCCUUUGCUCUACGACAAGACCACCACAAAACUUUCAGUUGACGCCCCUGAAUAACCGCCUGUACAGAGGAAAUGGCGUGAUGGAAUUAGAGAGAGUAUAUAUGAAUAUAUAAAUAAAGUUUAAAAAGGACAAACAUCUAUUUUAACUAUUGGAGAGUCUUGCCAUGACUUCUGCUUUGCAAAGUAAGACUUCUUUUUCCUUUGUGAGGUCUACCAAAUGGUGUGUUUUGCACUUUUUCGUUUGUGUUCCAUUUGGUAGCCCAUGCUUGUGUUUUGGAGCACUGAAUACUUUGUAUUGUGUUUACUGUGCCAAUUAAAUAUGCCUGGAAAGUAAA